Messenger RNA from Peronospora belbahrii, 708 nucleotides. The record is from the annotation of a GenBank genome assembly. Lineage: Eukaryota; Oomycota; Peronosporomycetes; Peronosporales; Peronosporaceae.
AUGCCAUGGCAGGAUGUGGAGCUACAUCAGAAAGAUGAGGAGCUGGUUAGUCCAGAAGAGAUAAUCCCAGAGGGAGUGUACGGGCUAGUUAAGAUUGACAAAGAGAGGUACAAUAGGAGAACUUAUUGCGGUUGUGUCUUGGCAGAGACUGAGGAGUGUAUGGAGGUUCUCAUGAGCUGCAUUAAGCUUGACGAGUGGAAGUUGGCGUCUUCGCCUAAUGGAGAUAUCUUGUCAUCCGUGUCAAGUGACGGGCCAGUCGUGUGUGGCAGCUUAAGUGGUAUGAUGAGGCAACAAAUUGUCGUGAAGAAUUGCAGCCUUGAUGGACCUACUGCUGCCUUGCUUGGUGCCCAGACAGCAAGUUUUUGUUAUCGAGUGGUUGCCGCUCCGGAUUGUCCUAUUGUGGGACCGAAUGGUAUGAUUCAGUCAUUUUUCAUCAAUUUGAAACUUCAAGCAUCGACUGAGCUUUUUCACCUCCGUUUUUUCUACGGAUUGUGCGAAAAAGGCUUUCAACACCCAGAAGUAGCGGUCACAAACUUUGUUGGUUGCCAUGCGAAGACCAGUUCUGAAGUGGAAGCGCUACCAAGGCUCUCGUUCUGUGGAUAUAACAACCUUGGCAUAUCAUUAACCUUCGCAAAGAUGUUCUCACUCUGCUUUUUCGAUGUAGGCUACAAGCGAGGGCUGGAUUGCGUGCAGAAUAAAAAGGAAUGA